AUGACUCCGCAAGCUAUUCCAGCAAGAAGACAUCGAGCAGUGGUAGUAGGAGCUGGGCCGGUAGGCUGCCUGGCCGCGCUGAUGCUGGCUAAGCGGGGCUGGCAAGUUUCGUUAUAUGAAGCACGUCCCGAUCCUCGCCUUUCUUCGGCCAGAGCUGCCAGUCAACAGCGCUCGAUUAAUCUCGCUAUAUCUCACCGCGGAAUAUCUGCCAUACAGGCAAUAGAUGGCUCAAUGGCUCAGCGAUUCAUGCAGACCGCUAUCCCCAUGAAAGGACGCAUGAUUCAUCAGUUAGACGGUAAAUGGAACAGUCAAUUAUAUGAUAGAGAUGGACAGUGUAUCAAUUCCAUAGACCGAGCAUUACUCAGUGAAUAUUUUGUGAACGAAGUCACUGCCUCGGAUAAUAUUCGGGUUUUUUUUCAACAUAAGGUUCUAGCCGUUGACUUCGAUGGCAGGAAUAUCACUAUCGAAGACAUGAAUAGUGCUCUUACCACCACCCCUAGUUUCGAUUUCUGUGUCGGUGCAGACGGGAGCUAUUCAGUCGUUCGAAGACAAUUAAUGAGGGUCGUUAGAAUGAACUACCAACAAGAGUACAUCAAGCAUGAGUACAUGGAACUCAGAAUGCCGGCAAGUCAGGACGCUGAAGGGUGUAUGAAAUUUGCACUUGAUCCGAACCAUCUUCAUAUUUGGCCUCGACACUCCUACAUGCUCAUUGCGCUCCCAAACAAGGAUUGCACAUUUACUUGUACCCUGUUUGCCCCGAGCGAGGAGCUCGACCGUCUGAAUACCCCAGACAUAUUCUUGAACUGGUUCAGAUUAAACUUCCCGGAUGCUCUGCAGGAAAUCGGCGAGAAGAACCUAAUAAAUGAUUUUACGCACAAUCCCCGAAGUUCCUUGAUAUGCACGAAGCUCAAUCCAUAUCACUACAAAGACCGAGCGAUUUUAUUAGGAGAUGCCGCCCAUUCGAUGGUUCCAUUUUACGGACAGGGUCUUAAUUGUGGUCUUGAAGAUGUCAGGAUUUUAAACAUUUUAUUCAAUCAAGAGUCUGCAAUGUCCACGGCCUCAGAACUCACAAUAGACCAAGAGGACGAGCAGAUGAAACGUGUUCUGUCUCGAUAUUCCCAAGAACGCCAUAAGGAUUUACUUGCCAUUAACGAGUUGGCUAUGGAUAACUAUGUGGAGAUGCGGCAUCUAGUGACGACACCGAUCUAUUUGGCUCGCAAGGCUCUGGAUAAUCUGCUUUAUAAAAUAAGCUCGCCGCAAUACAGGUCUCUUUCGUCGUUGAUCCCUCUAUUGUCCGAUGAGUUAUAUGCAGAAAAUGAGCCCAGGGGAUGGCUUCCUUUAUACACUUUGGUUACGUUUCGCCCAGACGUUAGCUACGAUACGGUACGUAGGACAGUGGCCAGGCAGUCAACGAUAUUAACAGGUGUGGGUUUUGUCGGGGCGGCGAUGCUACUCGGCUUGGCGGGAGUGUGGAUGUCCUAUGCAACGAAAUCACGGUAUAGGUAG
Molecule: messenger RNA, 1506 nt
Organism: Lentinula edodes (shiitake mushroom)
Lineage: Eukaryota; Fungi; Basidiomycota; Agaricomycetes; Agaricales; Omphalotaceae
Product: FAD/NAD-binding domain-containing protein
Exons: 7
Coding region: 1-1506 (501 amino acids)
Biological process (GO): quinolinate biosynthetic process; NAD+ metabolic process; L-tryptophan catabolic process
Cellular component (GO): mitochondrial outer membrane
Molecular function (GO): kynurenine 3-monooxygenase activity; NAD(P)H oxidase H2O2-forming activity; FAD binding
Source: RefSeq, a predicted model, not a curated record